This is a messenger RNA of Amphimedon queenslandica, 1632 nucleotides long. RefSeq names its product wall-associated receptor kinase-like 3. The transcript is spliced from 2 exons. The record is from RefSeq and is a predicted model, not a curated record. Bases 43 to 1581 code for a protein of 512 amino acids. Gene Ontology annotation, biological process: protein phosphorylation; necroptotic signaling pathway. Lineage: Eukaryota; Metazoa; Porifera; Demospongiae; Haplosclerida; Niphatidae. Gene Ontology annotation, molecular function: ATP binding; protein kinase activity.
GGUCCUUUAGGCAAACAUACAAAAAUUCAAACGGGCAUAAAGAUGGAAUUUGAACUGGAGGCCUUGCUUUUGAUAAAUGUACAGGAAACUGGAACGGAGUUAGGCCGAGGAGCUUAUGGAGUGGUACUUGAAGUCAAAGUGAAUGGAACCAUCUGUGCAGCUAAGAAACUACACGAUCUGAUAGUACAGGAAACCACACUGAAAAAGUUCAAUGAAGAGAUUCUUCUUCACAGUCAGCAAAGGCAUCCCAACAUUGUCCAGUUAAUUGGUGUCUAUUAUCCUCCUCGUUCACAAGUACCAAUGUUAGUAAUGGAGUAUCUUCCAUUCACUCUCAGAUAUUCACUCGAACAUGAUGGACUGCCACUUCAAAUGAAGUAUUCCAUUCUCUCCGAUGUUGCUAAGGGUUUAUGUUAUCUUCAUGGUAAACGUCCUGCCAUUGUACAUCGUGACCUCACUGCUAAUAACGUGUUAUUAACACCGCUAUACUCAGCUAAAAUAUCAGAUCUUGGAGUAUCGAGAUUAAUCGAUAAGUUCAAAUCGCAUCAAAAGCUCACUCAAGUCCCUGGCAAUGCUAUUGUAAUGCCACCAGAGGCUCUUGCAACUAAACCUGUUUAUAAUGAAAAGGUUGACGUGUUCACUUAUGGCUGUCUCAUUCUUCAUGUUCUCACUUGUCAAUUCCCUGAACCAACUGAUGCAUUUGUCCAGUACUUUAUGUUCUGGCAGUCUAAAGUAGCUGAGUGGGACAGACGAUCAAAAUAUAUCCAGAAAAUACCAGAAGAUGAGAAAGAGCUGCUUCCUUUAGCUAAGCAAUGCCUUCAGGAUCGUCCGAAUAGUAGACCAGAUAUGCUUACAGUGCUUCAGGCUGUUGAAGAGAAAUGUACAAAAAAUGAUAAGACCCUGCUAGAUGAAAUUCGCGAGAAAAAAGAAUUAAUACAAAUAUUAACUUUAGAUUAUACAAAUACAAUUUCAGCUAAAAAUAAUGAGAUAUACGAGACAAAAAUGGAACUGGAAAAAAUUUCUGAAGAAAAGGAAUGGUGUGUGAAUGAAUUGUGCAUAUUAAAAUCUGACAUGGAAGCACUAAAAAAAUCAGAAAUUGAAAGCAAGAUUAGAAUGCUGGAGAGAGAAAAUGAAUUACAUAAAGCAAUGAAAUUGGUUCUUAUUGAUAGGGAAGUAAGGGAACAAGAUUAUCAAGCUAUGAAGCGACAAAAAGAAGUACAAACAUGGUUGGGAAGAGGUGUAGAGUCAUUAGAAAAAAAAUAUUUUGAAAUUUGCGAGAAUUGGCCCAUGCUAAAUCUAUUGGCUAUAUUUGCAAUGUUAGUACUAAUAGUUAUUUUCUUAAUAGUUAUUACUUUUGUCUUAGCAACCGUUCAUAUUGGAUUUUGGAUGAUUUAUGCUGCAACUAUGUUCUUUUAUGGUUUUCUUGAUUUAAAUCUACUGGUUUUAUUUAUUAGGGACUAUAGUAUUAACAUAUCAAUAUCUGUUUUUGCUAUUUACAGGUAUCGUUUCGAGAUAUUAGGCAUUACCUUUAGGUUUGCAUUUUAUUUGUUAAAUUUUAUUGAAAAAUUAAUUUUGAAGUCUUAGUAACUAAUUUUUUAAAUAAAAGAUGUAAUUUCCGUUUGAUUGCUAUGGCAA